ACAUAUUUAGAGAAGAUAAACAAAAAAGCUGCAGUUUGUUUACAUGCGUACUUCUACCGGCUUUCUUUGCGGUAAAAUUGAUCUCGAUAAGUGCUAAGCUAGUGUUUUAAAGUGCAUCUUCUCCUGUAAAAAGAAUCUCGCAUUGAUUUAUCAUCAUCAUGAGAAAUUGCUUCGUUUAUAAGUGUGAUCGAGAGCACAGGAAUGCUCCAAAGCGAACAAUGUUCAAUGUACCUAAGGAUCCUCAAAAGUUUGAAGAAUGGCGCCAAGCACUGCCGAAACAUCGGCCUCUCCAGCAACACGAUCGGGUGUGUGAAAAGCAUUUCAAAUCCACCGAUAUACAGCGUGACUGGACGUACCAAAUUGAAGGCAAAACCAGGAAGCUGUCGCGAACGAAACCGUUUCUGCAACCGGAUGCAAUACCCUGCAUCUUCAGCGGCUGUGAACCGGACACUGCAAUUGUACCGACCGCCAAAAGACGAAGGAAGAAAUCACCAGAACCGUCGGAACAAAGUGUUGUCGUGGUGGUUCAAAGUACAAGCAAAGCACAGCUCGAGGAACCUGUCCAGCAGGACCAGUCUAUGCUCAUUCUGAUAGAAGACGAAUCGAUGGACGUAAGCAAACAGGAUGCAGCAUCCGGUGAAAACAGAAUAGUGGAGUUACUCGAGCUCAAAAUGGAAGUGAUAAAAAAAGUCUCCAUUUUUGAGGAAUUGUACGAUAACAUCUAUGAGGUAGAGUUGCCAUCUACACUGUGGGGUGUACACCGAGAGCCGGAUAGAAAAUUUGUCGCCUUCAGUCGAUUUGAAUGGCGUGAGAAGGAUCUCAACGCAGCCAGAUCGGUGUCCCUGUUGGUCGAUUGUUCGUUGGGAUGUCGUGCCUGGUACGAUGGGAACUUAGUGCUCAGUAGUGAUCUUACUCCUAAGCUGACAACAGGUUCGGAUGCUAAGGGAAAUCCGGUACGUUUAAACAUGGCCAUAGUGGAAUUACUUGAAAAUUUAGAACAAUACGCAGCGAAGGAAGAAUUAGAUGAGGUUGAAAAAAUUAAGGAAAGUUUAGAAGUGUGUGUAAGGAAAGUCUAGAAAUAUGUGUAAAGGGCGAAUAGAAAAAUGUAUUAUCA
This is a messenger RNA of Anopheles funestus (African malaria mosquito), 1114 nucleotides long. RefSeq lists its product as uncharacterized. Lineage: Eukaryota; Metazoa; Arthropoda; Insecta; Diptera; Culicidae. Gene Ontology annotation, molecular function: sequence-specific DNA binding. The record is from RefSeq and is a predicted model, not a curated record. The coding region runs from base 159 to 1076 and encodes 305 amino acids. The transcript is spliced from 2 exons.